Molecule: messenger RNA, 2040 nt
Organism: Chondrus crispus (carragheen)
Lineage: Eukaryota; Rhodophyta; Florideophyceae; Gigartinales; Gigartinaceae
Product: Glycosyltransferase, family GT90
Exons: 3
Coding region: 1-2040 (679 amino acids)
Source: RefSeq, a predicted model, not a curated record
AUGGGAAGCGGAAAAACGGCAGGUCGUGUCUCAGCAAGAUCAUCUGCUCGUUCGGGCUGUCGCUGUCCUUUUGGGGGCUGUGUCUGUGGUUCACGACGUUCAUCGACAGCUUUAGAAGAUCGAAAUCACUUCUCCAGUAUCAAGAAAACCAGAAAUCAGAAAACCCUAUCCAAUGCGCGGACUAGCGAAAACGUAAUUGUAAGAACACUACGGAGUGCCCAAGGAGGUAUGGGAAUUAUCUUGUUCACUAUUUUCGUAUGCUUGUACAUCACAGAUUUCUACAAUUUGUCAUCUGCAAGAUCAGAAGAUGAAGGCAGCUUCUCAGAGACGGACGCAGGUCGAGUUGAACAGCCACCCGUCAGUUUCUUAGCAGCAAAUAGUGAGAAAAAGGCCACAGUUAUGUAUCUCCCGGGGGCAGUCAUGAGUGAAAGAAAAAGUUUUGAAAAUGACCCAUCAGAGAGCAUGCAGCGAGAUCCAAAUACCUUACCCGGUGCUAUUGGAUCUACUGGUGCCUUUGACAACCACGAACUUUCGCCAAGCAGCAAGGAAAAGUCGGCAUCUGAGACCUCAAAGACCAAUGACAACCCAUCCAAGAAUGAAAAACCGGCAAACGACAAGAACAAGAAAACAAAACAAAAAACUUAUUCUUCCCACAAACCGAAAUCGCCAUCGCGUGAAACUAAACUUCAACCUGCGAAGUCUAAGGUAGAUGCUCCUAGAAGUGGUGGUGUAUCCUCACGGUUCACUGCGCACAAACAGACUGACAAGCUCAUUUCAAAAGCGACAGAUUCUAUUUCAGAGACAGAGAAUGAAGUCUCUCGUGAAGAAGUGGGGAAAAACAAUGAUGAUGGUCCAAUCACCACAGGAAGUCAUCCGAUGAAUCGGAACAUGGAAGAGCUUCAGGUUGCUGGGGGCACAGGACCUCUCGGCGAAAGGGCUGUUCGCAGUGCAUACGAGAAACUAAUCAAAGCAUACUUGGCACCGUUCGCGGGUGGAAUCAAGCGCCAGUCGUUCUUCGAAAUUUUGCGACGAAGGACAUAUGCCUUGGCUCCUCCUGGGGCAAACAAGGGUAUUCAAACGAUCUUGUUUCAAAUCAUCAAAAAACAUGUCUACUACCUGGAUCCGUAUGAUGUGGCCCAAAACUCGAAGCCAUUCUAUAAGACAAGACUGAAAGAACUCAUUUGGUUGCUGAGUGAAAUUGCAAAGCAGGGCAACGUCCCUGAUACCGAGUUUCUUCUUGCUAUUCACGACUGCGUUCAGACAGUAAGCAGAAAGCAUACAUACAGAGGCCCUGUUUAUACGGAAAGCAACCCUACAUUCACUAUUGUGUCGUGUAAUUUUUCGGAUAACAUUCCUUUUCCAAUGUGGGAAGGGGACAAAGUCAGAGGUGGGUUGAGGACUUGGGAUGACAAAAUAGAAAAAUACAAAGCAGCUGACACAACGCCAUGGAAAAAGAAAAUUAGUCAAGCUGUCUUCAGAGGUGGAAAUCGACCUAGCAUGUUCUUCCAGAAGAAGAAGGAUGCCGACGAUCACUGCGACGAGUUUGGACGGUCAAGGCUCCGUUUCCUCGGAACGAAGCAUCCAGAAUUGUUUGAUGUUGGUGUGGGUGGUUCCUGUGGAGGGAAAACACAUUAUCUGUCACGAUUGUCAGAGGAAGGGCAUCACAAGUACAAGUAUAUUCUGUAUGCUGAAGGUAACUGUUUUUGGGCAGAUCGUCUCAACAAGCAGAUCUUUGGACCAUCAGCAGUACUCAAACAAGAGACUCCGUGUGGACAAUUCUGGGAACCACUGCUCAAGCCGAUGACGCAUUACAUUCCGACAGAUUUCUUUUUCUCUGACACUGUAGAAAAAUUGAGCUGGGCUCGGGAACAUGAUGAUGAAGUCCAGAAUAUAGUCAAGAACGCGAAUAAUUUUGCCGGAAGCUUUCUGAGCUUCAAGGGUAUCAAGACUUACGUAGAAGUACUGCUAACCGAGUACACUAAACUCUUGGAACGGUCAGAGAUACGGCCAGAGAAAGGGAGUGUGGAUGUGACCGUAUAA